CAAAAUAGAUCAAAUGUCAUUACAAUUCUUCGUAUCGCUGUCUUGACUUCUCAUUUCUUCAAUUGCUUACUCUCCCACGGCUUUUUUGAGAACGAUAUGAAAUAAAACAAUGCAAUAUUCUCAAAAAAUUAUCAAACUUACUCAUCAGCAAUUCAAACGAACACUUGCUUUUUUUUUUGUCUUAUCAAUAAUAAACAUUCAUACCUUAUGAUAUACACACCGAAUGGAAGUGCUGUGCUGUAAAGAUUUUCAUUAGAUUAUAAAAAUGAUUUUUUUUUAAUUGUCUGACAUUUUAGUGAAUUUUAAGUUGUUGAAUAUUGUGAAAUUUGGAUAAAAUGACUGACUUUAGAGAACUUGCUUUAAUUAUAUUGCUAUUUAUCUUAGUGAUUUAUAUACUUGUGUACAAUUGUUCAAAGUUAUAUAGAGAAUUAAAUGCAGGUGAGAAAAAAAUAAUAAUUUAUUGAGUGUGAUUUGUGGAUAUGGCUCGAAGGGCACAUCUGUAGGAGAUAGGCCUGAGCAUAGGGCUCGCGUUGAAACUGGUUAUGUGUGUACAACGGGUAGCCGAAGUGAGAUAAGUACCUCGGUAGCCGAGUGGCAGGGAUCUCUGAUUGACUGGUCAGAGAUCGCCUCUUUUGAGGUCGAGGGUUCGAUUCACAUCGAACUCGAGUUGUUUUAUAUGAGUAUGCAUAUAUAGCAGUUAUAAGGAGAUCUACAUGAUUGACCUCUAAAGUUCCUUUCUGAUUAUUGGAGAAUUCGAUCCCAAAAAUUCCAAGCUUCAUGUUGCCAUGACUAAGAGUGCAGAACUGAAUAAUCAGAUUCUAUCAUUUUAGAACAUUUGCAUACCCUUGGAUGUGACAAAACUGCGAUAACUUCAUGAGAUAGGUUUUGAACUAGAUCAUUAUCAAACAUGUAAUCCAGUGGUUCUCAAACUAUGUGCCGCGGUACACUAGUCUUAUCGGCACUAUAUUUUAAUGUGUUAUUACUUCAAAAAGGUCGUAAAAAUCAUUUAAUGUGCCGUGGACCAAAAAAAAUUGAGAACCACUGCUUUAAUCUCUUUUCAAUUUGUUCUCUACAUAAUUUUGAUCUCAGUCAAAAACUGCUGAUACUCAAAAUAAGCAUUAAAUUUGCGAUCAUUGUUAUCAAUUGGCUGCACGACAUUGAAAUUAAUUUCCGACCUAUCCAACAUAUAUAAAAAGAAAUUUAUCAACAAAAAAAAGAUUUAAAUUGCUCUCAAUUUCAUCAAAAAAAAUUCAUAUGAGAAGCAAACAGUCAGUGCCCGAUGUUUAUACAAAAAGGGACUUAAAAGACACGAUUAUCUGUUCCAUUAAGUAUUAGUUGUUCUGAGUAGACAAACAUUAUUUAGCAAUGGAGGUUUUUGUAAUUUUAAUAUUUAUUUUAUUGUGUCUAAUUGUGUCUAUUGGUGCUUAUUUGUGCUUCAUUUUUGCAUAUCUUUAUGUGAUGUAUGGAUUAUUUACGGAUAAGGAAGGAACUGGUAAUAUUUUGUUGCAUUUAUAUAAUUAUAGGUAGUUGAACUUUGCAUAAAUGUCAUACAAUGAGCUGUAAGCACCAGCAGUCAUUCGUUGAUUUCGUUCAAGAAUCUCUAAGGUAGAUUGAGAGGUUUAGGGAUGGGGGGGGGGGGGGUUAAUUAUGAGAAAAAAAAUUAUUUAUGGAAGAUCUACCUAUUGUGAUUUUAAAAUAAUUGAAAUGUCAUUAAAAAAAUUUGUAAGUUUUAAAAAAUAUAUGUAUUUAAUAGUUUCUAACAAAGGGGAUAGCAACAUAAUGAGAAAUUAUGUUGUGUAAAAAUUCACACCCGUUUUCAGCUAAUUUUACCGAUUUCUUAUCAAUAUUUUGGUUGGAAAUUUCUCGUGGUGUCUAUAAGUGGAUCGAAUUUUCACAUUAAAAAUGUGCCCAUCAUGUUGUUGUCCCCCUGAAGUUUUAAACUUUAUUAAAACGGCUUUUAAGAAUUUAUGUAUAAUGUGUUUUUGCUGGGUUGGUUCAAAAACACGACCAAACUUCCCCACCCCCCCCCCCCCCUCCCCUCCCCUCCUCCACUAAAGCAACGUGCCAAAAAAUGAAAUAAAUAGUUCUCAAAUUAAUUAAAUAGUGAAGGAAAUGUGUGCAAUCUCUCCAGCUUCAUACUUUUUCUAACGUGAAUUCAACUAACCUUCAAAAUUUUUAACAUUUCCCCAAAAAAAACUUACCCAUUGGGUUUUAUUCUCAUAUUCACAAAUAAUAGCUUUCUUAUCGCUGUGUUAAUACAGUCACUAAAGUAUGCUGAUAAGUGUGUCUCAGUUUUGUGUGAUUCAGUGUCGAACAAGCAAUUGAUUUCAAAAUUCAGUGUGGGAAUUUUUGUUUAUUUUUGACGAAAUGUCCGAGAUUUUUGCCGCAAUUAUUGUAUUUUUUGUGUUUUUCCUUCUGUUUUGCUCCUGUACACUGUGCCUGUGGUCAUUUGUCAAUAUUUUAGUAUCAGUUAAGAAGAGACUGCGAAGGCCAAAUGAACUAAAUCGCUCAACUAGCGUCGAUGAAGACUCAACAGUAAUCAACAUAAAUCAAGAACACAAUCGCAACCCGUUUGCGACACAAGUCUCACUCCCACCAAGUUAUGAACUACUGACACCACCGCCAAAAUAUGAAGAAUUUUUUAAAAGCUAGUAAUAAGAUUUUUGGAUUAGGAUUUAAUUAAAUGGGAAAAGUAGAAGCGUAGCUAGAAAUGUGAAGGGGGAAUGGGGGACAAAAAAAAUUUUUGUAUUGAAAAUUCAAGGGGGGAGUGGGGGGAAACGUAGGGCCCUGGCUCCGCACCUGGGGAGGUGAUUUCAAUUUAAGGUUAAAUACUAGGAGUUAAUUAAUGGAAUAGAACGCAUUAUCUCACUCAACUGUGGAUGUCAAUUAAAUGUUUUGGAUUCAACCUAGCCAGGAACGUAGCAGGCAAAAUGAAAAAUUUCUGUUAACGUAAGGGGAUUUGUCACCAGCCCCCCCCCCCCUUGGCCACGCGCCUGAAACUUGCACAAGGAGGAGAAAUGGAACGAGAUAUUAAUUGCUCCGGAAGGAACUCUUCCACAAGAUGAUUAUUUAUAACCAAGAAUUCAGAGCUGACUUUUGAUCAUUUUCUGUUGUUCUGAUCAAUUUAGCAUCCAUUAUCAUAAGAUGUGCUAAGUCCUUUUGAUGUAAACUUUGCUUUAAGAUGGUGGGGUGAGCGGAAGGGGGGGGGGUUCAUUCUCCUGAUGUUCAUAUUUUUGAUUAAUUAUUAAUUUUGUAAAACUUGAUCUGUUUCAUUUAUUUAAAUUAAUAUGUAAGAUUUAAUAUUAAAGAUAUUAUUGUUAUAAGCACGAAAAAUAAACUUGAUUUUAAAUUACAA
Messenger RNA from Chironomus riparius, 3355 nucleotides. Lineage: Eukaryota; Metazoa; Arthropoda; Insecta; Diptera; Chironomidae. The record is from the annotation of a GenBank genome assembly.